Messenger RNA from Elgaria multicarinata webbii, 5075 nucleotides. It is a transcript of the gene PDE4D, whose product is annotated as phosphodiesterase 4D. Gene Ontology annotation, biological process: regulation of cardiac muscle cell contraction; signal transduction. The coding region runs from base 1187 to 3319 and encodes 710 amino acids. Gene Ontology annotation, cellular component: perinuclear region of cytoplasm; nucleus; cytosol. The transcript has 15 exons. The record is from RefSeq and is a predicted model, not a curated record. Lineage: Eukaryota; Metazoa; Chordata; Lepidosauria; Squamata; Anguidae. Gene Ontology annotation, molecular function: 3',5'-cyclic-AMP phosphodiesterase activity; transmembrane transporter binding; ATPase binding.
GACUCGCCUGCAAGUGUCCUGAGUCUACUGUAAGAAAAGGAGACAAAGGUUUCAAAGCGUACCUCGGAAAUCACCCUUAGAAGGAAGGAAGAAAGGAAGGAAGGAGAUCCUGCCGCCUACCUUGUGCGUAAGGUAUACGAAGGCUGUCUUUCACGUUUUGUCUAUCCAAGGAUGUUGCCUGACAUUCAGGAGUAAUACAACUGCUACUGAGGAGCCGAUCCGUCCUGGGGAAACAGAAGACAGACUUCAGAGGAGGAAUUCUUAGAUUACGUAGGACUUGAAACUCGGCUUUCUUCUGGCAAGGCAUGGAGGCACACACAUGGUUUUCAUAUAGAAUAUAAUACCUAGUCUAUUACACUCCAGAAAAUACCCACACAAACAAACCUAGGCUCUGCUGCAAAAGAACGGAGACCCUUCAGCCUGAUCCCAAGUGCGUUUUCUCAGAAGUAAGCCCCAGUGAUUUUUAUGGGACUUGCUCCCUACCAAGUGUACAUAGUAUUGCAGCAUUAGUCAUUUUUCUUCCAGGUAACACCCCCCCCCCCACAAGCUUUAUGAUGGGGUUGAAUAGCAACUACGAAUUGGAUCCUGGCAACAACUUCAGUUCAUAAUGGUAUGUCAUUGUUGUCUUAUCUUAUGGAGCAGGAAAAUCGCAUUCUUCCUGAGGAUUGUCUCCUAUGAAGCUGUGAGUCAAGAGGCUGCAUUUCCAGAUGAAAAGUUUGCUUUGUACGGGAUUAACCUCCAUUCUUUGUCCGUUCUUUCUCACAAAGAAAGGAAAGGUAAUUAAAGUGACCACUGAUGAAUAUGUGCUUGAGAAGGAAGAAAAAGCAAUAUUUGUUUCUAAAGGACAGCAUGGCAAAACAAUGUGAAGUUUUGCAUUUCCUCUUAAAAACUGAUCUAGCCCAGAUGACAAGAAAGUCACUUUUGACUAAGCUGUUCCUACUGUCAAAAAUGCUGCACAUGAAGAUGCUUUAAUUUAUACUUUGGAUUUUCCAAGGGGAACCAUUGCCUUCAUUUAGGAUAACUUAUUAAAUGUACAUGAUUACUUUUGUGUUUUUUUUUUAAAAAAACAUGCAAGUGAAUUGCAUUAAUGGAUGGACACAUAGCUAGAAAAACCUUCUGGAAAUUCUGUCCUCGAAUCCUGGAGAUUCUCACACGUGUGGAAUACAGUAUUUUUUUGCAAUAGCCCAUGUCACUAACUGAUGCUGCAGUUGUUGUGGAAUGUAUCUAUGAAUACCGUAACAGAUUAAGCUUUCAGACGAGGAAAAAGACUGAUGCUGAUAGAACUAUGAACAUGAUGCAUGUGAACAAUUUUCCAUUCAGGAGGCAUUCAUGGAUAUGUUUCGACGUCGACAAUGGCACCUCAUCGGGACGGAGUCCCCUGGAUCCCAUGACGAGCCCUGGAUCAGGGCUGAUUCUCCAGGCUAAUUUUGUUCACAGUCAACGUAGGGAGUCCUUCCUCUACCGGUCAGAUAGCGACUAUGACCUGUCUCCAAAGUCCAUGUCUAGGAACUCCUCCAUUGCCAGUGAUAUACAUGGAGAUGACUUGAUUGUGACACCUUUUGCUCAGGUGCUGGCCAGCUUACGUACUGUACGGAAUAAUUUUGCUGCAUUAACCAACCUCCAAGAUCGAGCACCCAGCAAACGGUCACCCAUGUGUAACCAACCAUCCAUCAACAAAGCAACCAUAACAGAGGAGGCCUACCAAAAACUGGCCAGCGAGACCCUGGAGGAGUUGGACUGGUGCCUGGACCAGCUGGAAACCUUGCAGACCAGGCACUCCGUCAGUGAAAUGGCCUCGAACAAGUUUAAAAGAAUGCUCAAUCGAGAGCUAACACACUUAUCUGAAAUGAGCCGAUCGGGCAAUCAGGUCUCUGAAUAUAUAUCCAACACAUUUUUAGACAAACAGCAUGAAGUGGAAAUCCCAUCCCCAACACAGAAAGAGAAAGAGAAGAAGAAACGGCCUAUGUCUCAGAUCAGCGGAGUGAAGAAACUGAUGCACAGUUCCAGCUUAACAAAUUCCAGCAUCCCCAAAUUUGGAGUUAAAACUGACCAAGAAGAUACUCUGGCCAAGGAACUAGAAGAUGUAAACAAAUGGGGCCUCCAGGUGUUUAAAAUAGCUGAAUUAUCUGGGAACAGACCUUUGACAGUCAUCAUGUACACCAUUUUCCAGGAACGGGAAUUAUUAAAAACAUUUAAAAUUCCACCAGACAUGUUAAUAACCUACUUGAUGACACUGGAGGAUCAUUACCAUGCAGAUGUGGCAUAUCACAACAACAUACAUGCUGCAGAUGUUGUACAGUCUACACACGUGCUGUUGUCAACCCCAGCUUUGGAGGCGGUAUUCACAGAUCUAGAGAUUUUGGCUGCUAUUUUUGCCAGUGCAAUACAUGAUGUUGAUCAUCCCGGAGUUUCAAACCAAUUUCUUAUCAACACAAACUCUGAGCUCGCUUUGAUGUACAAUGAUUCCUCAGUCCUGGAAAACCAUCAUUUAGCUGUGGGCUUCAAGUUACUGCAGGAGGAGAAUUGUGACAUUUUCCAGAAUUUGACAAAAAAGCAGAGGCAAUCGUUGAGAAAGAUGGUCAUUGACAUUGUGCUUGCAACAGACAUGUCUAAGCAUAUGAAUCUAUUAGCCGAUUUGAAAACGAUGGUUGAAACCAAGAAAGUGACUAGCUCCGGCGUUCUGCUUCUUGAUAACUAUUCAGACAGGAUUCAGGUUCUACAAAAUAUGGUACACUGUGCAGAUCUAAGCAAUCCAACAAAGCCACUUCAGCUGUAUCGCCUAUGGACAGAUAGGAUAAUGGAAGAAUUCUUUCGUCAGGGAGAUCGAGAAAGAGAGAGAGGCAUGGAGAUCAGUCCCAUGUGUGAUAAGCACAAUGCAUCAGUAGAAAAAUCACAGGUGGGUUUUAUAGACUACAUUGUUCACCCUCUCUGGGAGACCUGGGCGGACCUUGUACACCCAGAUGCCCAGGACAUCUUAGACACGUUGGAGGACAAUCGUGAAUGGUACCAGAGCACAAUCCCUCAGAGUCCUUCUCCUGCCCCAGAUGACCAAGAGGAGGGUAGACAGGGCCAAACAGAAAAAUUCCAGUUUGAACUAACCCUGGAGGAAGAUGGUGAGUCAGACACAGAAAAGGACAGUGGAAGCCAAGUGGAAGAAGAUACCAGCUGCAGUGACUCCAAGACUCUUUGCACCCAAGACUCAGAAUCCACUGAAAUUCCCCUUGAUGAACAAGUGGGAGAGGAAGUGGUGGAGGAAGAAGAAGAGGCGGAGGGCCAGACAGAACCUUGUGUGCUAGAAGAACGUUCUCCUGACACGUAACAGUGCGACGGCUUCGGAGCUCUCUUGGUUCUCCUCCCUCUCUUUUUCUCUUUUUAAAAAAUGAAAAUGGUUUCCCAAGUGCAUGUCACACGGCACAACCAUGGUCACGCCUCACCGUCAUCUGCCAGAGAUGUUUUGUUGAUCAAAAACUGACCUUGACUACUCAGUUUGGCACUCAGGAAUAUUGUAACCAGAAUUGUUCAUCUCCAUGGCAUCAGAGAGCAAAGGAAAACACCUGCAGAGAACAGUUUAAUAAGAGUUCAACUUGGCAGAUAUGAUCAGAGAGUGUGUCUACUCCAAGCUGUUUUCAAAACGAGUAAAGGCUGGUCCAAAGCUAGUGUGUGUGCGUGUGUGUGUGCGUGUGUGCAUGUGUGCGCGUUUGUUUUGUAUUGGAUUUUAAUUUAAUGAGAGAGGCAAUUAGUAGCAUACAUCAGCAGAGUCUAAAGAAAGCGGCCAGCGAGUGAACCAAGGUUUCAAGUGGAAAAGUAAAUGCACUCAGAUAAUGGGACACAACAAGAAUCUGUUACCAGUAGGAAGAUGAAGCUGUGGAAAUCGCAUAAUUUUCUAAUUUCAAGUCUUCCUGACACAUGACUGAAAAAAGUGUGGCUCAGUGGGUCGCACUGACGUCUGCAUUUUGUAUAAUAUGUAAAACGGAAAUCUUUUUGUAGAGUUUACUUUUAUUAUUAAAUGUAUUGAGGUAUUAUAUUUAAAAGAAUGCAACACCCUCAGAACUUCAUCUGCCACUGGUUCUUUCUCCUCCCCACCCCCAAAAGAGUAACUUGCAAGUUUUCAAUACAAAUAUAUGCUACACUGGAUAAAUCAAAUUUUAUAUUUGUUUGCACUUAGAUUUUCAUAGCAAUUCAUCAAGCUGUUAUAAAGUAACCCUUUGUUUUAUAGACCAAUUAGAUCUAUGAAAUCCUCUUUUCAUCCCCUCCCUUUCUGUGUGGCAGAAAACACUUUGUUGGCAUUAAUUUCUGGCUUUUUUCUUCUUCAUUGUAAUUUUUCAAAAGCAGCAAUACAUCAUUUGUGAUGAGCUCUUUGUCCUCAGAGAUGGCUUAGUCCUGCACACCCAGCCUUCAUGGCUGUGGGCGUACUGUGCUCAACCAAAAAAUUCUUUCUGAUAUCUAGUUGACCACUAGAGUAGCAGUUUCCCAAAAUUCAGGUUGUGGCAGGAGACCUGAGGAUGGAGCACUAAGCUCCCUACGGUGGAUGCAGUGGGAUUCCGAGAGUGGGAGGCGAUGACAACUAAUAGGGUCAGUAGUUGGGACUUCCAAGAAAGCUCCAAAACCAAGAUAGAACUCCAAUGGCAACUCACAGCCAUAGCCAGUAUGAAUGUGACUUUCUUGUUAUAAAUGCACAUCUUUUAUUUUCUCAUUAAAUUAUUCCCAUUUCCAUAAGGCCAUUUCUGACUGUGCUUGUGACAUCAUUAAUGGUCUGUCCUAGACACAUGCUGUGACAGCAAAUAAAUAAUUAAAAUGGGAGGUGUAUAGACUGUUGUGACGGCACAGCACUGCAGCUACAUUUGUACAAACAGUUAAAACGGGAAUGUGCACAAACAUUCCUAGUGGAAUGUCCAUUGUAUUGUGUCAAAAACUGCCUGAGCCUUCCUACCCCCUGCCCUUCAUCUGUUUUGUCAACCUUGAUGGCUUUUUGUAAGAUCUGGGCAGAAAACACUGUUAAAGGUCAGCCCAAUUAGGGCCUUUUAAAAAUGUGUAGCUCUUGACCUUGAUUACAGCAAGACAUCUAACAUUAUUUU